CCAACAAGCGCUAUAGGUAUGAGGAUCUGUUUCACUGCUGCUGAGCCUGGACUAUUCCAGUUGCAAGGGUGCUGAGCCUCGGGCUGGACAGAAAUGCUUUCAAACUGAGCGAAGACCAGAACAGUGCAACGUUGAUGUGAGUAAUACCUUUCGUGAAGAAACGGAUGGUCUGGUGCGAUGAUCUAAACCCCACUAAAACAGGGGCUGGAGGGGCGCAUCUUAAGUCAGUCACAGACGGACUUCCUCAUGUGUCUCCAGUGGCUGUUUAUGGACUUUAGUUAGCUGCUGCGCCUGGGAGUCUCUGAAGGCUCUUCUCACAGAGCUGUUGAGACUGGCUGAAACGGCGCAGUCAUGCUGGCCCUGUUCUGCUUAAUGGACUAAAGACCUCCACAGAUGUUCCCAAAAUGUGUCGGAGAGGGAGGGAAGCAUGGUUGCUUCAACCUGUACAUCAUUUUAUUUGAGGAAUCAUCUGUUUUAUACCCUGGGACUCCAAUAAAAAGAAAGUACAGGUGAUGACCUUGAUGGUGCCAUGUGAAUGACCUUAGACCAUGAAGCCCACACACAAGCUGCUGUUUAUCCUGUGUGCCUUGCUGGUGCUGGGCUUUAUUUACUACUCUUCUUGGAAGCUACAUCUAUACGUAUGGGGACAGAAGCCUCUAAUAACAAAGAGUCAGGGAGGACCAUUCAGACCAAUGGCCCCGAUCAGGAAAAAGGCCAAAGCAGAGAAAGAUGCAGAGGAGACGUCUGUAGCGCUGACUAAAGGUGCUGAAGUGAAAAGAAUUGCAGAGCUGAAAAAUGACAUCAACGUUGGACGAAUAGUAAGCUCAGGGUACGAUAAGCAGGGCUUUCUGCUGCAGCUGGAAACGAAACUGCCACCGGAGUUGGCAUACAAGUAUGGCAACCUCAGUGAAGGGGUGUGUAAACCAGGAUAUGCAGCAGCCAAGAUGACAUCCAUCUACCCUAAGUUUGUGAGAAAAGCACCCAUGUUCCUUGACCGGAACUUCAAACAACACACAAAAAUCAAAAACUACCUGCCGCCAUUUGGCAUCAAAACUCAAGAGAGAAUAAUCGACAACAUUUUAGCUGAAACAAAAAGUUUUGGACUCAGGGAGGACCUCGACAGUCUCGGCUGUAAAAGAUGCAUCAUAGUGGGAAACGGGGGGAUCCUGUACAAUAAGUCUUUGGGCUCCCGUAUAGAUGAAUAUGACGUUGUUGUGAGGUUAAAUGGAGCCCCAAUAGCUGAUUACAAAAGAGAUGUAGGGACCAAAACCACAUUGAGGAUUACCUACCCAGAGGGAGCAAUCCAGAAAUCUGAACAGUAUGAAGGCGACUCCCUCUUCGUCUUUUCUGCUUUUAAACCAAUUGAUUUUAAAUGGCUGAAAAACAUGGUCUUCAAGGAAAAACUGCUAGUAGAACACAGACGAAGAUGGGAGUCUAGAAGUGACAGGGCAAAAAUAUGGAUGCAGAAUGCAAGGAUAGUGAUCAAGAUGAAAAAUGGGAUAAAGUACAAGAUUGUCGAGAAUAAGAGUCGUAUGGAUGGCUUCUGGAAGUCUGUAGCUCAGCAUGUGCCUCGGAAGCCAGCUGAAAUGAGGAUCCUCAACCCAUACUUCAUCCAGGAGGCUGCAUUCCAGUUCAUAGGCCUGCCAUUCAACAAUGGUUUAAUGGGCAAAGGGAACAUUCCAACUUUGGGAACAGUUGCUAUAACCAUGGCGCUGCAUAACUGUGACGAGGUGGCGGUGGCUGGCUUUGGCUACGACAUGACCUCUCCUCAAGCACCUCUGCACUACUAUGAGAGCGUCAAGAUGUCUGCCAUUAAAGAGUCUUGGACACACAACAUAGCCAAGGAGAAGGAGUUCCUCCGCAAGCUGGUAAAGGCCAACGUUAUCACAGAUCUCACCAAAGGUAUCUGAGUUUACACCCAACUCCAGCCGCCUUCCGCCAUUUCUGCCGGAACAACGAACUGAAAGCUGGAUUGACUCAAGAAGCAGAGAACUGAUCCCCCUACCCCCUUAAGCCAGGCCUGCUCACUGCCGGGGGUAGAAGAGGGUAACUAUCAAAGAAGUUUCUAAGAGUUUUGUUGAAAGAUGCACUCAUGUGCCUUCAGAACCAAAGACCCCUGCUUAUCAAAGCAGGGGCAGAACAGGCUGCAGGAGGAUUGGAUCUGCCUGGCACCUGUUGAAGUAUUGCUGUGCUGGGCCCAUCACUAUAAAGUAUCACACACCUGAAAUGGAAUGGUAACAGUGAGAGGACAGCUGAAGGAAUGAAGCGAAACUGAACAACGUGUGGGGAAUGGGUCGAGUAUUAGCAGUGCCAAAUGUACCUCGCAAAGGGGAGAAGACUCCCCCUCUCCUGUUUUGUCUGAAUGUAUUCUCUCUGUAAAUAUCAAAGAUUUGUACUGUGCUUUUUACCAAGCUGCAGUAGCUCCGUGAUCA
This is a messenger RNA of Poecilia reticulata (guppy), 2432 nucleotides long. RefSeq names its product ST3 beta-galactoside alpha-2,3-sialyltransferase 3b (gene st3gal3b). Lineage: Eukaryota; Metazoa; Chordata; Actinopteri; Cyprinodontiformes; Poeciliidae. Gene Ontology annotation, molecular function: sialyltransferase activity. The record is from RefSeq and is a predicted model, not a curated record.